Colletotrichum destructivum is the source of this 1956-nucleotide messenger RNA. RefSeq names its product Putative Heat shock protein 70 family. The transcript has 4 exons. The record is from RefSeq and is a predicted model, not a curated record. Gene Ontology annotation, cellular component: cytoplasm; plasma membrane; cytosol. Lineage: Eukaryota; Fungi; Ascomycota; Sordariomycetes; Glomerellales; Glomerellaceae. The coding region runs from base 1 to 1956 and encodes 651 amino acids. Gene Ontology annotation, molecular function: ATP binding; ATP-dependent protein folding chaperone.
AUGGCUUCCGGAGGCAAGGCUGUCGGUAUCGACUUGGGUACCACGUACUCUUGCGUUGCCUACUACUCAAAUGACAAGAUCGAAAUUAUUGCAAAUGAUCAGGGUAACCGCGUUACCCCGUCGUUUGUAGGUUUCACCGACACUGAGCGUCUGAUCGGAGAUGCGGCCAAGAACCAGGUCGCAAUGAACCCCCACAACACCGUCUUCGACGCCAAGCGCCUGAUCGGUCGCAAGUUCAGCGACUCAGAGGUCCAGGCCGACAUGAAGCACUUCCCCUUCAAGGUCGUCGACAAGGGCGGCAAGCCCAACAUCGAGGUCGAGUUCAAGGGCGAGACCAAGACCUUCACUCCCGAGGAGAUCUCGGCCAUGAUUCUCGUCAAGAUGCGCGAGACCGCCGAGUCCUUCCUGGGUGGCCAGGUCAACAACGCCGUUGUCACUGUUCCCGCCUACUUCAACGACUCCCAGCGUCAGGCUACCAAGGACGCCGGUCUCAUUGCCGGCCUCAACGUCCUGCGCAUCAUCAACGAGCCCACGGCCGCUGCCAUCGCCUACGGUCUUGACAAGAAGACCGAUGGUGAGCGCAACGUUCUCAUCUUCGAUCUUGGUGGUGGUACCUUCGAUGUGUCCCUCCUGACCAUUGAGGAGGGCAUUUUCGAGGUCAAGUCCACCGCUGGUGACACCCACUUGGGUGGUGAGGACUUCGACAACCGUCUCGUCAACCACUUUGUCAACGAGUUCAAGCGCAAGCACAAGAAGGACCUGUCCAGCAACGCCCGCGCCCUGCGCCGUCUCCGCACCGCUUGCGAGCGUGCCAAGCGCACCCUGUCGUCUUCCGCCCAGACCUCCAUCGAGAUCGACUCGCUGUUCGAGGGUAUUGACUUCUACACCUCCAUCACCCGUGCUCGCUUCGAGGAGCUCUGCCAGGACCUGUUCCGCUCGACCAUUCAGCCCGUCGACCGCGUCCUGACCGACGCCAAGAUCGACAAGUCCCAGAUCCACGAGAUCGUCCUCGUCGGAGGUUCCACCCGUAUCCCCCGCAUCCAGAAGCUCAUUUCCGACUACUUCAACGGCAAGGAGCCCAACAAGUCCAUCAACCCCGAUGAGGCUGUUGCCUACGGUGCCGCCGUCCAGGCCGCCAUUCUGUCCGGUGACACCUCUUCCAAGAGCACCAACGAGAUCCUGCUUCUCGAUGUCGCUCCCCUCUCCCUCGGUAUCGAGACCGCUGGUGGCAUGAUGACCAAGCUCAUCCCCCGCAACACCACCAUCCCCACCAAGAAGUCCGAGGUCUUCUCCACCUUCUCCGACAACCAGCCCGGUGUCCUCAUCCAGGUCUACGAGGGUGAGCGCCAGCGCACCAAGGACAACAACCUGCUCGGCAAGUUCGAGCUUACCGGCAUUCCCCCCGCUCCCCGCGGUGUUCCCCAGAUUGAGGUCACCUUCGACCUUGACGCCAACGGUAUCAUGAACGUCUCCGCCGUCGAGAAGGGCACCGGCAAGUCCAACAAGAUCGUCAUCACCAACGACAAGGGCCGUCUCUCCAAGGAGGACAUCGAGCGCAUGCUCGCCGAGGCCGAGAAGUUCAAGGAUGAGGACGAGGCUGAGGCUCGCCGUGUCUCCGCCAAGAACGGCCUUGAGUCGUACGCCUACUCUUUGCGCAACACCCUCAGCGACUCCAAGGUCGAUGAGAAGCUUGACGCCGAGGACAAGGAGAAGCUCAAGACCGAGAUCGACCAGAUCGUCACCUGGCUCGACGAGAACCAGCAGGCUACUCGCGAGGAGUACGAGGAGCGCCAGAAGGAGCUCGAGGGCGUUGCCAACCCCAUCAUGAUGAAGUUCUACGGCAGCGCUGGCGGUCCCCCCGGUGCUGGCGGUGCCCCUGGCGGCUUCCCCGGUGCUGGUGCUGGUGGCCCCCCCGGCUCCCACGAUGACGGCCCUACCGUUGAGGAGGUCGACUAA